AUGAGCACCAUGCGGCUGCUGCUGCUCGCCUUGCUCUUCUCCUCCUCCUUCGCCCGCGCCGGCUGCGACCCCAAGAUCGUCAACAUCGGCGCGGUGCUGAGCACCAAGAAGCACGAGCAGAUCUUCCGCGAGGCGGUGAACCAGGCCAACAAGCGGCACGGCACCUGGAAGCUCCAGCUCAACGCCACCUCGGUCACGCACAAGCCCAACGCCAUCCAGAUGGCCCUCUCCGUCUGCGAGGACCUCAUCUCCAGCCAGGUCUAUGCAAUAUUAGUUAGUCACCCUCCUGCUCCCAACGAUCACCUAACACCAACACCCGUAUCAUACACAGCUGGCUUCUACAGGAUCCCUGUCAUUGGUCUGACAACACGCAUGUCUAUAUAUUCUGAUAAGAGCAUCCACCUGUCCUUUUUGCGCACGGUCCCACCAUACUCUCACCAGGCCAACGUCUGGUUUGAGAUGAUGAGAGUCUUCAACUGGAAUCACGUCAUUCUGAUAGUCAGUGACGACCACGAAGGUCGUGCUGCACAAAAGAAGCUGGAGACCCUCUUGGAGGAGAGAGAGUCCAAGGCUGAGAAAGUGCUUCAGUUUGACCCUGGAACCAAAAACGUGACGUCGCUGCUGCUGGAGGCUAAGGAGCUGGAGGCUCGCGUCAUCAUCCUUUCUGCCAGUGAGGAUGAUGCGGCCACGGUGUACAGAUCAGCAGCCAUGCUCAAUAUGACGGGCUCCGGCUACGUGUGGCUGGUGGGGGAACGGGAGAUAUCGGGCAAUGCCCUGCGUUACGCCCCUGAUGGAGUGAUCGGUUUGCAGCUCAUCAAUGGAAAGAACGAGUCAGCCCACAUCAGUGACGCUGUCGCGGUGGUGGCCCAGGCCGUGCAUGACUUGUUUGAGAAGGAGAAUAUCACAGACCCGCCACGGGGCUGCGUGGGCAACACCAACAUCUGGAAGACGGGACCCCUGUUCAAGAGGGUGUUGAUGUCCUCCAAGUACUCGGAGGGUGUCACCGGACGGGUGGAAUUCAACGAGGACGGGGACAGGAAGUUUGCCAACUACAGCAUCAUGAACCUGCAGAAUCGGAAACUGGUCCAAGUUGGGAUUUACAACGGCAGCCAUGUCUUGACCAACGACCGGAAGAUUAUCUGGCCAGGGGGAGAAACCGAGAAACCUCAAGGCUAUCAGAUGUCGACCAAGUUGAAGAUCGUGACGAUCCACCAAGAGCCCUUUGUGUAUGUGAAGCCCACGCAAGCAGAUGGGACGUGCAGGGAGGAAUUCACCAUCAAUGGAGAUCCUGUGAAAAAGGUCUUUUGCACUGGACCCAACGAGACCAUCCCAGGCCGCCCCACCGUAGCACUGUGCUGCUACGGCUUCUGCAUCGACCUGCUCAUCCGGCUGGCAGGGGUGAUGAACUUCACCUACGAGGUUCACCUGGUGGCUGAUGGUAAAUUUGGUACCCAAGAGCGGGUUAACAACAGCAACAAGAAGGAGUGGAAUGGGAUGAUGGGGGAGCUGCUGAGCGGCCAGGCGGAUAUGAUUGUGGCUCCCCUCACCAUCAACAACGAGCGGGCACAGUACAUUGAGUUCUCCAAGCCCUUCAAGUACCAGGGCCUCACCAUCCUUGUGAAGAAGGAAAUCCCCCGCAGCACCUUGGACUCGUUCAUGCAGCCUUUCCAGAGCACGCUUUGGCUGCUGGUGGGGCUGUCUGUGCACGUGGUGGCAGUGAUGUUGUACCUCUUAGACCGAUUCAGCCCAUUUGGUCGGUUCAAAGUGAACAGCGAGGAGGAGGAGGAAGAUGCCCUGACCCUCUCCUCGGCCAUGUGGUUCUCCUGGGGAGUCCUGCUGAACUCUGGCAUCGGAGAAGGUGCUCCCCGGAGUUUCUCUGCCCGUAUUCUUGGCAUGGUGUGGGCUGGCUUUGCUAUGAUCAUUGUGGCUUCAUACACUGCCAACCUGGCAGCCUUCCUGGUGUUAGACCGGCCUGAGGAGAGAAUUACGGGCAUUAACGACCCCCGGCUGCGCAACCCCUCUGAUAAGUUCAUCUACGCCACGGUGAAGCAGAGCUCAGUGGACAUCUACUUCCGACGGCAGGUGGAGCUGAGCACCAUGUACCGGCAUAUGGAGAAGCACAACUACGAGAGUGCUGCCGAAGCCAUCCAGGCAGUGAGGGACAACAAGCUCCAUGCCUUCAUCUGGGACUCAGCGGUGCUGGAGUUUGAAGCCUCCCAGAAGUGUGACCUGGUGACGACGGGGGAGCUUUUCUUCCGCUCCGGCUUCGGGAUCGGGAUGCGCAAGGACAGCCCGUGGAAGCAGAACGUCUCCCUGGCCAUCCUCAAGUCCCACGAGAACGGCUUCAUGGAGGAUUUGGACAAGACUUGGGUGAGGUAUCAGGAGUGUGAUUCCCGUAGCAAUGCCCCAGCAACACUCACCUUUGAAAAUAUGGCAGGUGUGUUUAUGCUGGUGGCUGGAGGUAUUGUUGCCGGGAUAUUUUUAAUAUUCAUAGAAAUAGCUUACAAAAGGCAUAAGGACGCGCGGAGGAAGCAGAUGCAGCUGGCGUUUGCGGCCGUUAAUGUGUGGAGGAAAAACCUGCAGGAUAGAAAAAGUGGUAGAGCAGAACCUGACCCUAAAAAGAAAGCCACUUUUAGGUCCAUCACCUCCACCCUGGCCUCCAGCUUCAAGAGACGUAGGUCCUCCAAGGAUACGCCCUGCAGAAUGGUCCCUCAGGAGUGCCAGAGAGACAGGCUGGCACCAUGGAGCCAAGACAGCCCUGGGAAGCUACCACCCCACUCUGAACGUCCUAGCGCCCACCAUCACCCGAGCUGCACAGCCUCUCCGCGGCACAUCAUCCCCACCGCCCCAGGAGGAGAUGCAUGUGUUCCCCAUAGGCAGCUCCUGCAACUCGAAUAG
Molecule: messenger RNA, 2898 nt
Organism: Gymnogyps californianus (California condor)
Lineage: Eukaryota; Metazoa; Chordata; Aves; Accipitriformes; Cathartidae
Gene: GRIN1
Product: glutamate ionotropic receptor NMDA type subunit 1
Exons: 20
Coding region: 1-2898 (965 amino acids)
Biological process (GO): monoatomic ion transport; chemical synaptic transmission; ionotropic glutamate receptor signaling pathway
Cellular component (GO): neuron projection; plasma membrane; NMDA selective glutamate receptor complex
Molecular function (GO): NMDA glutamate receptor activity
Source: RefSeq, a predicted model, not a curated record